AUGAAGAGGACUACGACUGCAAGUGAAGAAAUUGAGGAUUUACACACCCAAGAAGGAUCAAGUAAAGGAUCUUUGAGCUUAGAAGAAUUGUUCCAGGGAAGUGAUGUUUCCCCUAGUGCUGACCAAGAAGAGAUUUCCCAUGAAGAAGACGAUGAUGACGAGGAGGAAGAACCUGUUGUUCCUAAAGAGACUCCAAGUAGUCAGUUCCUGAAGACACUCUGGAGCCAGGAUGCGUACGCUCAUAGACUAUGCGGCAGAGAAGUUACUGUAGUGUGUGAUGGACAUGCCUACCUGCUGAAGACGGAGGAUGGCUACACGAUCAUCAAAACAGAGUUGCCUUUACUGCAGUCGUCCAUAGAGGAAACAGAUUCUAGAUUAGGUGACUCCUGGAAUGUGCCAUCAUAUUUGGUUGAUGAGCUAGGUGCUUUCACCCGUGCUCUCUGUGGUAGACCAGGCAUCAAACAUGUUGAUGAACUUCGCUACCUGCAACUGAACGAUUAUGGCUGCAAAGAACUUGACAAACCUCAGAACAUGGACAUGAGCAAGGGCCAGCCACGUGACAACAAUGAUGAUGACGAUGAUGAGGAGGACAACGAUGAUGAUGAUGAGGAGGACAACGAUGAUGAUGAUGAUGAGGGUUAG
Messenger RNA from Macrobrachium nipponense, 642 nucleotides. RefSeq lists its product as uncharacterized. The transcript has 4 exons. Lineage: Eukaryota; Metazoa; Arthropoda; Malacostraca; Decapoda; Palaemonidae. The record is from RefSeq and is a predicted model, not a curated record. The coding region runs from base 1 to 642 and encodes 213 amino acids.